Messenger RNA from Diatraea saccharalis (sugarcane borer), 1827 nucleotides. Lineage: Eukaryota; Metazoa; Arthropoda; Insecta; Lepidoptera; Crambidae. The record is from the annotation of a GenBank genome assembly.
GAUACACAUUCUGCAUCUUUCUAUCCGAACUAUAUAAAUAUAUUAACGACGAAGAGGGACUCGUUAAUAUCGAUUCGGGAACGACACGACCCGUAUAAUAGGAAGAAAAUCCAUCAGGGACACCGUUCGGGCGGCCCCGACGAGCGGGCGGGCGGGCGGGGGGGCAGAGUCGGUGAUGCCGCGAUGGCGUCGCGGCGCGUGACGCGCAAGUGGGAGGUGUUCGCCGGCCGCAAUCGGUUCUGGUGCGACGGCCGCCUCAUGACGGCGCCCCACCCGGGCGUGUUCGUGCUCACGCUCGCGCUCAUCUGCAGCACGUGCGCGCUGCACUUCGCGUUCGACUGCCCGUUCCUGGCGGCGCGCGUGUCCCCCGCCGUGCCCGUCGCGGGCGCGGCGCUGUUCCUGUUCACGAUGUCGGCGCUGCUGCGGACCGCGCUGUCGGACCCGGGCAUCAUCCCGCGCGCCGCCGCCGCCGAGGCCGCGGCGCUGGAGGCGGGCGCGGGCGCGGGCGGGGGCGGGGGCGGGGGCGCGGGCGCGGGGGAGGCGGGCCGGCCGCCGCCGCGCGCGCGCGAGGUGCUGGUGCGCGGCCGGCCCGUGAAGCUCAAGUACUGCUUCACGUGCAAGAUGUUCCGGCCGCCGCGCGCCUCGCACUGCUCGCUGUGCGACAACUGCGUGGACCGGUUCGACCACCACUGCCCGUGGGUGGGCAACUGCGUGGGCAAGCGCAACUACCGGUACUUCUACACGUUCGUGGUGUCGCUGUCGUUCCUGGCCGUGUUCGUGUUCGCGUGCGCGGUGGCGCACCUGGCGCUGGAGGCGCGCGGGGCGGGGCUGGGCGCAGCGCUGCGCGCGUCGCCGGCCUCGGCGCUGGUCGCCGCCGUCUGCUUCCUCUCCGUCUGGUCCGUGCUCGGCCUCGCCGGCUUCCACACGUACCUCGCCUCCACCGACCAGACCACCAACGAAGACAUAAAAGGGUCGUUCUCGACGCGGCGCGGCGUCUCGAACCCGAACCCGUACUCGCGCGGCAACGCGUGCGCCAACUGCUGGCACGUGCUGUGCGGGCCCCUCGCGCCCAGUCUCAUCGACAGGCGGGGCGUCUUCACCAUCGACGUGAAGGAUGAGUUGCCGGCGAGCUUCGCGCGCGUCCUCGCCCCCGCGGCCGCCUCCCCCGCCCCCGCCCCCGUCCCCGCGCCCGCCCCCGCCCCCGCGUCGGCGGGCGAGGGCGCGUUGGCGGGGGGCGGCAGCUACACCAACCUGUUCGAGGCGGGCGACGGGCCGGGCCUGGCGCGGCACGCGUACGCCAACCGCAGCCUCGACCUCGACCCGGUGCCGCUGCACGGUGAGUGUCGAGGGGCUCCCGGACCGAGGAUAGUUUUACAGCAUCGAAUCUCAUGAAUUUUGCAGUUAAUUUUUUUGGAUGGUCCCAUAUCCGUUCGCAAAAAGUUUAAGGCGUGACGUAUGAAACGUGCGAGUGUUGAUUCGUUCGUCGUUCGCAGAGGUGCGGCCGGGGGCGGGCGGGCUGAGCGCGUCGCGGCUGCGGCUGCUGCACGACACCACCAUGAUCGACGCCGCGCUCGACCUCGACGAGCCCGACCCGCCGCCGCACCUGCCGCACGCGCCGCACGCGCCGCACGCACCCACCGCGCCGCACGCGCCGCACGCCGCGCGCGCCGCCGUGGCCGCGCUCUGACCCCGCGCUAGUCGCGCUAGCGCGUGGCGUCGCCGCCGCCGCCGCCUCCGCCUCCGCCGCCCCCCGGAAGGCCGCUCUCUGCUCCGUCCCGCCGUCGACGAUCGGCGUAGGAAGAUAGAGACGCGUCCCCGGCGGGACCC